AUGGAAAAUGAGAAAGAAUUGCUUCUGUUUGAAAAUAAUGAUCAUUUCCCCGCUGUAGAAGUAAAUAAAUGGCUUGAAACAGUUCGCAACUGGAUAAAGCGAUUGGCUGGUGAGAACGUUUCCUAUUCCAAUGAGUCAACAAAAAAAAACAGUAGAGCCGAAAAAGAGUACACAACAAAAGAGGAAAAACGAAAAUGCUGCUUGAGCAUAUUCAGGCAUAAAAAAACUGAGAUCUGGGAAGUUUAUGAAAGCUGGGAGACAAUAAACUCUCAGUGGGAAUCAUGGUUUGGGAGAUGUCAAAUGAUGCCUGGUAAACUUGCUGAAGAUAUGGUUGAAGAAAAGCUGAGACAGAGUCUGAAGGCCUUCGUAAAAGUAGUGACUACCCACAAGAUAUUCUCGACUUGUGGGAGGAAAAGUUUAGAUGGUGGUUAUCAGAAUUAG
This is a messenger RNA of Paraglomus brasilianum, 441 nucleotides long. The record is from the annotation of a GenBank genome assembly. NCBI's taxonomy places the organism in Eukaryota, Fungi, Glomeromycota, Glomeromycetes, Paraglomerales, Paraglomeraceae.